CCCCGGCCCGCCCCGCCGGCCUCCGGGCGGCCUGUCAGUGUGGCGGCCGGCCGCGCGGUGCUGGUCCCUGCAGCCGGCUCCGCGGCACACCCCCGGCGGUCGGCAUCUCCGGUCAGCGCGCGGAUAUGGCCCAGGCGGCGGCGCACUGCCCCGGCGCCGGGGACGCCGAGACGGGCAAGCCCAGGAAGGUGGCGCUCAUCACGGGCAUCACGGGCCAGGACGGCUCCUACCUGGCCGAGUUCCUGCUGGAGAAGGGCUACGAGGUCCACGGCAUUGUACGGCGAUCCAGUUCAUUCAAUACUGGCCGAAUCGAGCAUCUGUAUAAGAACCCCCAGGCUCACAUCGAAGGAAACAUGAAGCUGCACUACGGUGACCUCACCGACAGCACCUGCCUCGUGAAGAUCAUCAACGAGGUGAAGCCGACCGAGAUCUACAACCUCGGAGCCCAGAGCCACGUCAAGAUCUCAUUCGACCUGGCGGAGUACACGGCCGACGUGGAUGGCGUGGGCACCUUGCGGCUCCUGGACGCGGUGAAGACCUGUGGCCUUAUCAACUCGGUGCGGUUCUACCAAGCCUCGACGAGCGAGCUCUACGGGAAGGUGCAGGAGAUACCUCAGAAGGAGACCACGCCUUUCUACCCGCGCUCCCCUUACGGGGCAGCAAAGCUCUACGCCUACUGGAUUGUGGUGAACUUCCGGGAGGCGUACAACCUGUUCGCAGUGAACGGCAUCCUCUUCAACCACGAGAGCCCCCGGAGAGGAGCUAAUUUUGUUACUCGAAAAAUUAGCCGCUCAGUAGCUAAGAUUCACCUUGGACAACUGGAAUGUUUCAGUUUGGGGAAUCUGGAUGCCAAACGAGAUUGGGGCCACGCCAAGGACUAUGUGGAGGCCAUGUGGCUCAUGCUCCAGAAGGACGAGCCCGAGGACUUCGUCAUCGCCACGGGAGAGGUCCACAGUGUGCGGGAGUUCGUGGAGAAGUCGUUUCUGCACAUCGGGAAGACCAUUGUGUGGGAAGGAGAGAAUGAAAACGAAGUGGGCAGAUGUAAAGAGACCGGCAAAAUUCACGUGACUGUGGACCUCAAGUACUACCGGCCCACUGAAGUGGACUUUCUGCAGGGAGACUGCUCCAAAGCCAGGCAGAAGCUCAGCUGGAAGCCUCGGGUCGCCUUUGAUGAGCUGGUGCGAGAGAUGGUGGAGGCCGACGUGGAGCUCAUGAGGACCAACCCCAACGCCUGAGCGCCCGGCUGUGCCGUGCCGGGACCCAAGCUGGCCGAGGUUUGCGGCAGGCGGGAAGGGCCCGGCCGAUUCCCUUUCCUCCUCCGAUCAGUUUUGGAAUCAGAUGUUUUAAUCACUUACUCACUUCACUUGAAAUUAUAUCCCAGACAACUGAAAUUGUGGGGCUUUCAAAUGGUUUUUCUCUUUUCUUAUUAAAAUGAGCCUUUCUCUUAAUCAGCAUUAACACAGU
Molecule: messenger RNA, 1464 nt
Organism: Capra hircus (goat)
Lineage: Eukaryota; Metazoa; Chordata; Mammalia; Artiodactyla; Bovidae
Gene: GMDS
Product: GDP-mannose 4,6-dehydratase
Exons: 11
Coding region: 126-1235 (369 amino acids)
Biological process (GO): GDP-mannose metabolic process
Molecular function (GO): GDP-mannose 4,6-dehydratase activity
Source: RefSeq, a predicted model, not a curated record